GAGAGAGAGAGAGGGAUCCUCCUGAUCCUCCUGCGGUGUUUUGGUCCCCUCUACCCGCUCACGAAAAUGACAGCGAAGAAGUCUGGCUCCCGGCUGGAGACCGAGAUCGAGCGGUGCCGCUCCGAGAGCCAGUGGGACAAGAUACCGGAGCUGGUGCGACAGCUCUCCGCCAAGCUCAUUUCCAACGAUGACCUGGGCGAGCUGCUGUUGGGGGAAUGCAAGCUCCAGACGUACCUGAAGGAGAAUCCCAUCAAGCAGGGAGCCAGUCCCAGAGGCCCGCGACCUAAACUGGUGGAAGUCAGGAAGCAUCUGACGGCAGCUCUGGACCGAGGAAACCUCAAAGCUGAUUACCUCCAAGAGGCCAGCAUCUUGAUGGCCAAACUGUGCUAUGUGGAAGGAGAAUACAGAGAUGCUUUAGGUCACUACAACCGGGUGAACCUGGACGACCUGCAGCUGGUGGGAGCUCCUGUGUACAGGCUGUCCAUGAUAGCAGAAGCUUAUGCAACUAAAGGCUUGUGUCUCGAGAAGGUUCCCGCCGCCUCGCCGUCCCUGUCCAACAGGAACACCGGCUCUCCAGCCUCCAACAGGAGCACCACGGAUCGAGAGCAGGACAUCAUCACCUGCUAUGAAAAGUCCGGAGACAUUGCAUUGCUUUACCUGCAGGAGGCCGAGAAGGCGUUGUCAGCCGGGAUUCAGAACCGCAGCCCAAAGCCUGGCCCCACAGCUCAGGACCAGGAGCUGGGCUACUUCCUGGAGACAGGCCUGCAGAGAGCCCACGUCAUCCACUUCAAGAACGGCAACCUGACACAAGGCGUCGGUCGGUUUCGGGAGAUUCUUCGAGCUGUGGAGACCAGAACCACCCAGAACCUUCGCAUGACCAUCGCUCGACAGCUUGCUGAGAUCCUGCUCAGAGGGAUGUGUGAACAGAGUUACUGGUCCCCUCUGGAGGACCCGCCCACAGUGUCGCCGCUGGACGAUCCCACGCGCCAAGGACACACGCACAGCAAGAAUUAUAACUUGAGCCGACGCCCACGGGUGUACUCGGGAGAAAAUCUGUUUUGCCCUCAGGAGAACACAGAGGAGGCUCUGCUGCUGCUGCUCAUCAGCGAGUCCAUGGCAAAUCGUGACGCCGUCCUGAGCAGAAUCCCUGAACACAACAACGAUCGGAUCAUCAGCCUCCAGUCCGCCUCUGUGGUGUACGACCUGCUGACUAUAGCUCUGGGCAGGAGGGGGCAGUAUGAGAUGCUGUCAGAGUGUUUGGAGAGAGCCAUGAAGUUUGCCUUUGAGGAGUUCCACUUGUGGUACCAGCUCGCCUUGUCUCUCAUGGCCGCUGGAAAAUCAGCUCGAGCCGUGAAGGUCCUGAAGGAGUGCAUUCGCCUGAAGCCCGACGACCCCACCAUCCCGCUGCUGGCCGUCAAGCUGUGCAUUGGACCUCUGCACUGGCUGGAUGAAGGCGAGUGUUUUGGUAAGAUGGUCAUCGAGAUGGGAGAGAAAGCAGCUGAAUUCAGAGCCAAAGGCUACUUGGCCAUUGGUUUGGUUUACAGCCUCAAAGCUACCGAUGCAUCGUUACGAAGCAUGCAGGAGGAGUACCAGAGGAAAGCUCUGGGAGCGUUCCAGAGAGCUCAGAGUCUGUCUCCUACGGACCAUCUAGCAGCCUUCUACCUGGCUCUGCAGCUUGCCGUGUCCAGACAGAUUCCCGAGGCACUAGGUUAUGUUCGGCAGGCGCUGCAGCUUCAAGGAGACGACGUCCACUCCCUUCAUCUGCUGGCCCUGCUCCUCUCUGCACAGAAGCACUACCACGACGCCCUCAAUAUCAUAGAGAUGGCCCUGUCCGAGUACCCCGAGAACUUCAAUCUGCUGUACACAAAAGUAAAGCUUGAGGCGAUGUGCAGAGGACCAGAGGAGGCUUUGCUCACCUGUAAACACAUGCUGCAGAUCUGGAAGAGCUUCUAUAACCUCACCAACCCCAGUGACUCGGGGCGUGGCAGCAGCCUGUUGGAUCGAGCCAUCGCGGAUCGACGACAACUCAACGCCAUGACUUUGCCUGACUUCAGUGACCCUGAGACUGUCUCAGGUUCUUCCUCCUCCCACUCCGGUUCCGAGCCAGUCUCCCCAAUCUCCCCAUCCACCCUCUCCACUCUCUCCACCCUCUCCUCCCUCUCCUCCCCUCUGUCGUCUCCUUCCUCCCCCGUCUUCGUCCUCCAGCCUCCCCCUCCCCCGAAAAACCCACCCUCACUAUCUACUUCUCCUCCUUUUCCUUCCUCUCCUCCCCCUCUUCCUCCUCCUCCUCCUCCACCCAUCAAGACCAGGACUCAGUCCUUUUGCAGCCACGCGGCUCUCCGCCAGCUCUCCUCCAACUGCGGCCUUCAGGACGCUAACACUCUUGGUUUUUCCUCCAUGUUUUCUGUUUGUUCGGUGCACGCCACUUCCAUCGCAGCCAGCCGCGUAGAGCAGGCCCUGUCCGAGGUGGCCUCCUCCCUGCAGAGCAGCGCCCCCAAACAUGGACCCCUGCACCCCUGGAUGACCCUGGCUCAGAUCUGGCUGCAUGCAGCCGAGGUGUACAUCGGCAUGUCGAAGCCGGCCGAGGCCACGGCGUGCACGCAGGAGGCCGCCAACCUCUUCCCCACCUCGCACAACGUGCUGUACAUGAGGGGGCAAAUCGCCGAGCUGAGGGGCAACAUGGACGAGGCCAAGCGCUGGUACGAGGAGGCCCUGUCCAUCAACCCCACCCACGUCAAGACCAUGCAGAGACUGGGCCUGAUCCUGCACCAGCUGCAGCGCUACAGCCUGUCAGAGAAGGUCCUCAGAGACGCUGUGCAGGUCAACAGUACGGCUCACGAUGUGUGGAACAGUCUGGGCGAGGUGCUGCAGGCUCAAGGGAACGCCGCCGCCGCCACCGAGUGUUUCCUCACCGCGCUGGAGCUGGAAGCCAGCAGCCCCAUCCUGCCCUUCACCAUCAUCCCCCGAGCGCUAUGAGACACACACACACACACACACACACACACUCACACACACAGUUAAUGCCUCAGUGCUGCAGCACAGUUGCACAAAUGGCAGACUUGCAAACUGGACACACUCCACACACACACACACACACGUUCAACCACGCUGUAAAUAAAUGAAAACUGUACAAACAAACACAAAGCCUUCCUCCUGCUCACGUGUGCGUGCGUACGUGCGUGUCGAACCUGCACUUUUAUUUGCGUGCCUGCGUCCAUGCAUGUGCUCCCACGUCCGUGUGCGUGUGCCAACAUGUUUACGGCGCACACGCGCGUCGCGUUGCAGUCAUUCCCGGCGUGCUGUUUCUGUGUGCACUUGUCGUCUCGUCCCGUUCAAAAAAAAAAGAUGUAAAUAAGAUUUAGUUUGAGUCACCGACUGUGCGCUCACAAGCCGAACAUUUUGUUUACAUGUUACCGAGUCCAAAAACACAUACACACAUAUACACACAAAGUGAUAUUUCCUUCAUGAAGCCAAAUAUCUCAUAUUUACACACACACACACACACACACAAAUACACACGUUGCUGUUCACAUGCGGAGGAUGAACGUUAUUGUACUGCUGGUUCAGGGCAGCGAUGGUCAGAAAUGCUCAACAGGUCACUGAGGAAACAAUCAAUUAUUCACACUCUUCACUCCUGCGGUGUGAAGUCUGUCUUUAGCGUCUUUCUUUUCUCUGUUGCCUUCACUUGAAAACCCUUUUUUUUUUUUUUUUGUUUUCCUUGCCUCUACUGAGCCUGGCACUCAAGCACCUGUAAUUUGACAUCAGCCUCUUCACCGUGCUUGCUGUGGCUGGAGCAGAUUACCAUAAAGAGACAUCUGAGUUGCAGAAAACGCUCAGAAAAUUUUCUCAGAUAUAUAAAUAAGCUUAUUUAUGAGUCAGUUUGGUCAAAAUCUAUUAUUAAGUUACAUAAUAAACUACUUUAACUACCUGUCAUUCCCAAUUUGAAAAGCCAGCCAGACAAAACGGCGCAGGAGCUGAAACACACUUGCACGUUUUGCUUUUAAAUGUUUAUUUUAUAUACUGUAUUUUUUAUUUGAAUUGUAAUCAUUUGGCAGUAAAAGAGGUGUUUUUAACGGAAAGGCUGUUGAAAGUGGUGAAUCUGCCGCGCUCAGCCUCUCUGCGCCCGUCUCUUCGGUUUGACAGAUUUCUUCACACUGAGCAGCAUGCUUUGAUCUGAACCUGUUGUCGGCUCUUGGAGUGAAAGGAGCCGGCGUCAGAGAGGCACUUUAGAAAAGCCGAUCGUGCGACAUUUCGCGAGCGUUCAGUAACUCCACAGGUGAAUUUCUGAGGAAGCCGGAGGAUCUUCUCCAAAAAAAAAAUCACGUUCUGUUGCGUUGAAAUGCUCCCUCAGUGAUUUUGUUAUCUGUUUCCUGCCACAUAAUUCAGUUUUUUAUGUUUUUUUUUUUUUUUUCAAUUUUGAUUAUAAAUACAAAGAUUUAUUGUUGUAUAUUUGAUUGUUCCUAGUGUAUUAUUCUUGUUAUUUUAGAGAGUAAAUUAUAAAUCUAUUUUCUGGAGAGCAAUGUUACUGAGAUGCUGUCUAAAGCGUGAGAGGAUGUUGGUGUGAGCGCGGUCAGUCCUUGGUGCUGUAUGUAAAUGAAUGACUGAAAUUACAAUGAUAACAAUGACCCAGACAAUAAAAGUGAUUUAAAAAAAA
This is a messenger RNA of Salarias fasciatus (jewelled blenny), 4654 nucleotides long. RefSeq names its product tetratricopeptide repeat protein 7B-like. The record is from RefSeq and is a predicted model, not a curated record. Gene Ontology annotation, molecular function: protein binding. Gene Ontology annotation, cellular component: plasma membrane. Bases 67 to 2976 code for a protein of 969 amino acids. Gene Ontology annotation, biological process: protein localization to plasma membrane; phosphatidylinositol phosphate biosynthetic process. Lineage: Eukaryota; Metazoa; Chordata; Actinopteri; Blenniiformes; Blenniidae. The transcript has 23 exons.